Eremomyces bilateralis CBS 781.70 is the source of this 1617-nucleotide messenger RNA. RefSeq names its product FAD/NAD(P)-binding domain-containing protein. The record is from RefSeq and is a predicted model, not a curated record. The transcript has a single exon. Gene Ontology annotation, molecular function: oxidoreductase activity, acting on CH-OH group of donors; flavin adenine dinucleotide binding. NCBI's taxonomy places the organism in Eukaryota, Fungi, Ascomycota, Dothideomycetes, Eremomycetales, Eremomycetaceae. Bases 1 to 1617 code for a protein of 538 amino acids.
AUGGCUCCCCAACGUAAUGUACUGAUCACUGAAUCUGGAACUCUGACCGACUUGCUCCUCCGAAGCAACCGCGACGAGCAGGAGGUCUACGAUGUAAUCGUCGUAGGCUCUGGCAUGGGCGGAGGUGUGGUCGCUAGCGCCCUCGCGGACGAGAAGAAGAAGGUGCUGGUCCUCGAAGCGGGCUCGUUGCUGUUCCCCACCCAUGUUGGGAAUCUCCCUCGCCGAUUGAUGAUUGGCAAGUUUCAGAAGCAUAUUUGGUCCCUUUGGGAGUAUUUCAGUGUGAAAAACUACAAUACUCCACCGGGAUCGAUGUACAACGGCGGACAAGGUUUCAACCUCGGUGGGCGCAGCAUAUUUUGGGGCAGCUCCAUCCCCCCGUUGGCCGCAUGGGAGCUGGAAGUAUGGCCGAAGGAUAUCCAAAAGUUCCUACUCGAAGGGAAUGGUUACGACCUGGCACGAGGAGUGUUCAACGCGGACGUCCCGGAGUUGAAGGAUUUCCAUGUCCAAGCGACUGAGGUGCUUUCCGAUCUGCUACGAGAGGACUGGGAGAUUCUCCCGGCCCCAGUUGCAGUGGAAUAUACGGGCGCCACCGAGUGGAGUGUUCCCGCUGGAAUAUUCUCAUCUGUGGAUCUCCUGCUGGAAGAUUCUUUGGCAGAGGGAAUGAAUGAAGGGCAGGUCACUAGACAGGGCAUCACUGUCAAUGUGAACCACGCCGUGUGGGAUGUAACUUUCGAAGAUGGGAACAACAAACGCGUCAAUGGAGUCCGUUGUUGGGACCUUUUGGACAAGAAGGAACGGCAUUACAAAGCCAAGUCGGUGAUUCUCUGCGCCGGAACCGUCGAGUCCGCCAAGAUCGCCCUGAACUCCAAAAUCCCAAACGACAUGAUUGGCAACGGGAUCGUUGACCACGCGAUCUACUACCGUCAUUUUGUUAUCCCACCAGAGACUCUUAAAAUGCUUGGGCUUACCCCUGACGUCCCGAGGGUUGCGCCUCCUCGAGUGGAACCGCAAUCGACCAAAAUCCUGAUCCGGCACCGGGCGGCAACGCUUGACAGUCAUGCCUUCGACAUCAUCCUCGAGCUGGGCGCUCAGUUUAAUCAAGGCCGUUUCGUGGACAAAGAUCACAUCGAGGACGAUAUGGAUAUCCGCAAUGGGUAUCUAUUAUGCGAGAUCGUCUUCCAAUUCUAUGCGCCGCUCAUGCAGCAAAACUCCGUGACUCUUGCGCCUAACGGCGACUACGGUACCCCUGUUAACAUCUACAUGGAGCGAGCUCCUGUGCCCCCUGCGCUAUUAGCAGAGGCACGAAACGUGGCCAAAGGCAUUCUCGAGAGGUUCAACGCUCAGUCAAUCUUGGGUGAAGACGCUCUGAUGGAAGCGGAUGGCCUGCCGAAUCUCAAGGAGGCCGACGUGGGAGGCGUGGCGCACGAGAUCGGGACGUUGAGUAUGCCUGUCAAUGGACAGAAGGCCGUGGUGGAUGAGAACCUGAAGUUCGAGGGAAUUGAGAACUUGUAUGCCUGUGAUAACUCGGUGUUUCCGUGCUCGCCCGCCGGGAAUCCGAGCUUGACCUUAGUUGCGUUAGCUAGGAGGUGCGCCGAGACAGUCGCGAAGCAAGUGUAA